GGGGGGGGGGGGGGGGGGAGUAUCGACACUUGUUCACUGAAUAAUGCAAGAUGUUUAACAGCUGGACGAUAAAGAAUUUCACAGUUAAACUGUUUCCGAAUAUUGAUUUUAUCCGAUCGCGUCUUAACUAAAUAUAAUGUGGUGGAUUUAAGACGGACUGGUGUAUAUUGUACCCAUAAGGUUCACGAGAUAUAUUUAUGGCAGGUCGUUUGUGAACAAGUGAAAGCGAUCACCGGAUAUCUAUGCACAUUGGAAUGUGAAGGACUUUUCAUGGUGAAACAAGCUUGAAUGCGGAAUAUGGAAGCGAAUGUUUAACACAUGAACUUACGCGACUCAGUAAGAAAACAUGACGUUACCACCACCACAACGUGACUUUACAAAACAUGACGAACUGAGUGACGUCAAUAUCGUGGUGGAGGGAACAAUCCUUUACGUACACAGGCAAUAUUUAGCGGAGUGGUCAGGCGUAUGGCGGAAGUUAUUUAUAACUGACUGCCCGGAUGAUCUGACGUCAUCAAUAGAAAUAGUUCUUGAGGACAAAAAUCUCGAUGACGUUAUAGAACUUUUGCAGUGUAUUUAUUCAACACAGAAACCUAUUUCAGAAACAAACGUUACAUUCCUCCUUGAGUUCGCAGACGAAUUCGACAUGCCGAGCAUGCGCAGUCGUUGUGAAACAUUUCUGUGUGCACAAGACGCUUGCAUCGACAGUCUCAUUCUCGCUGAGAAGCAUGAUUUAAAGCAACUCUACAAACAGUGCGUAGACUUCGCUAAAACCCGAACUAUGGAGGAUCUUGAGCGCGACCCUCUUUGUAAAUGUCUGAGUGAACGGACGCUGAUUAAAAUAUACAAGGAAAAAGUGAACAUGAUGAGGGAUUACGCACAGGAUUUGAAAAAUGCCGAGACGAAAUUGGAAAGGAGGAAUGGUCAGUUGACAGAUGAGAAAGACGGAAUGAUUGAGAUGUUUAAGAACAUAAGUAAAAUAUGGGAUAUGCCAAACAAGAGGUGCUACAAACAUAUGACAGAAGUGACGUUCGAUUUCACGUGCCGGGACUGUAACGAGAAGAUACAGCGCGAGGUGCGCCGAAUGUGCCAUGACGCGCAGCACGUGCGCAGGUUUUUCAAAAUGAACAACAAAUAAGUGUAAAAGCAUAUGCGUAGUUGAAUAAUAGGGAUGUUAUGUGUUUACAAUUGAAAAAAACUACCAUUAUUGUAAACGGUUCAUACAAAUAAAAUGGAACUGUCAAAUUAAAAAUUCCUUUUAAAUCAUCUAUGCUAGCGCUACUCAAAAAUAGCAUUUUUCUAUAAAAAAAAAUCAAGUCAUGUUUUGUGUACAAAGGCAAUUUUUUGCAUACAAUAUAAAACGUAUCUACGUGUGAGAACCUAUUUGAUUAAACUCAAAUACAAAUGAAAGUUUC
Molecule: messenger RNA, 1415 nt
Organism: Dreissena polymorpha
Lineage: Eukaryota; Metazoa; Mollusca; Bivalvia; Myida; Dreissenidae
Product: ankyrin repeat and BTB/POZ domain-containing protein 2-like
Exons: 3
Coding region: 347-1138 (263 amino acids)
Molecular function (GO): protein binding
Source: RefSeq, a predicted model, not a curated record